Messenger RNA from Uranotaenia lowii, 1708 nucleotides. RefSeq lists its product as uncharacterized. The coding region runs from base 1 to 327 and encodes 108 amino acids. The record is from RefSeq and is a predicted model, not a curated record. NCBI's taxonomy places the organism in Eukaryota, Metazoa, Arthropoda, Insecta, Diptera, Culicidae. The transcript has 3 exons.
AUGCAGCUACAAGUCCAGGAAACGGAAGGCGCCACCCUCGCCGCAUCGCACGCGAUCGGAUUCUGCGAGGUUUCCGUCGCGGACAAUUCCCCUGCCCUGUACAAAGCCUUUGAGCGGCUGCUGAUAGAGAGUCGAGCCCGCCCGGUCAAACCGCGGAAGUUUUCCGUCAGCAAAAUGUUCGGUACCCUCAUCGGCAGCAACGGAACCCGCCAGACGCCCCCGACGGCCGUUAGCCAAGGCACCGUAGUGCCCUGCCACAAGGGAGAACUGCAUAAGUCCCGGGUCAUGAAGCGCCGCCAGGCAUUUACAGCGACGGCAUCGCUAUGACCGACAUCGACGACAGCCGAAGACAGCAACUGAAUUCUUGCGUUAGUUGCCCAGUUUGAUUGGUGAAUCGUGAAUCGUGAAUUAUCGUGAGCAAUCUACAAAAUAAUCCCGGGUGGAAUUUUGUUCUACUUCUACCAUCGCGAUAAUUUUUGAUAGAAUAUAAAAUAUUCAAUCGGAGCAGUAAGCUGUUUAGAACAUAAGUCACCUUAGCCAUCGAUUUCAUUGACCGUCUGAUGAUAAUGGCAAGGUAGAGGGACGCUGUCUCAAGCCAACAGAAAAUUUACAAAAAAAAAAAGAGAGAAAACAAAAAAUAACCCCUAAGCCGAGAGAAGAAGACGCCCGGCGGAAUGAACCAAAAAUGUGAUUUAAAUUUAGCAUUCUCGUCUAACGAAACAAUCUUGAAGAAAGAAAAAAACGGUACCGAUGCUGAAGCGAUGUGGUUUAGAAACUAUCGUAACAUACUACUAACACACUCUGGUUAAGAAAUGGUUAGGGAACUUGUCCCAAAAUGAGAGGGAAAAAAGGAAUUGAAAGUAAAUGUACCUACUGCUUCCCCCUCUUUCGGAAUCAAAUAUCAUGUUUUGGAACAUGAAUCGGUUGAAAAAGAAUGUAUCAACCUUUGCAAAGCCUAAAUAUUACUUAAAAUAACCCAUAAAUGUUAAGAUAUUUUUAUUGAAGCAAAGUUGUAGGUACCAUUGGUUGAAAAGGAAAACAAAAAAUUCAUUCUCACUUUUUAGUAAAUUAUUUGUGGGCUUCAUCGACUUUCAACUAUACUGUUAAAAAAAGGCUCAAUUUUGAUCUUUACCACAUUUCAGAGGAAAUUUAAGAAUGUUAUUUGAACAACUGGAAUAAUAUUACCAGAUUGCGGACCAAACACGAGAUAUGUAUCUCGUACUUUCUUCUCCGCAAAUGUGCUACACUCAGAAGCAUAACUCAAAUGUUAUAAUAGAAUCAUGUAACUAAAUUCAACCAAAUUAAACACAACAUUUUCAGUAGGAUCCAAAGAAAUUAAUUUUGAAAAAAAAAAUACACUUUACGGUCAGAAUUCAGAUUUAAGAAUAAUACUUAAAUACCAGAAUGAUCAGAAACGUUUCAAAAACAAAUUAGGAAAUCAAUUUAUUUAAACAUAACAAUUGCAGUUUUGAAUAGAAAAAGAGCCAAAUUUAAGCCAAAUUUAAGAGAGUGCAUUUAAAUUCAAAAUUAAUUGUACAGACGUCAGAUUUAAAAAUUUAGAAUACAGCAAUCAAAAUUCAAAUUUGAAAUAAAUAAUCCAGGAUCAAGUUUCAAACAUCGCCGGUUAAAACUUCAAAAUUACAUUUGUAUUUAAGAUAUAUGAGUUCAGAUUCAGGAUCCAGAUUCCUGAUCCAAAUUAAAAAUUCAU